GCAGGUUGUUGGAGCAGAGGAGAAAACGCACCGGAUUUUCAUCGAUUUUUAGCCGGUUGCCGUAAUUAUUUCACAUCAACACCGAUUUGGAAAACGCCCAUGAGGCAUGAAGGCUACUGUGCAACAGAAUUUGUAGCCUAAAAUAAGACAGUUUGUCCAUAUUUUUGUGUUGAAAUACUGGUGAGCUGCUGUCAGUCACUGUCAGUCAAGAUGUCUGUCGCAGCAGAGUUGGAGUUGGGGGAUUCCAGGGUGGAGUUUAUGGCAGAUUAUGUCCUCAAGACAAUGAAGUAUAAGGGUGACAAGUGGACAAAGAUGUACUCCCUUGAAGAAAACAAACUAAUGUUCUUCGACUUUUUCGAGAAGCAAGAGCUGACAAAUUUUGUGAUAUUAUCAACUCCUGCUGGAGGGCUGACAGUUCAGUUCGACUGGCCGACAUCAUUGAAGAGCAAAGGGUGCUAUUUCAUCAAGAAAGGGAAAGAGCCUGUGACAAAAGAUCAACCACUCAGGAACACUGUGCUGUAUGGAGAUCUCUCGUACUCGCCUAUGGAACAGCUCUCUGCGUUUGUCGAUGAGGUUUUAGUCCCACUCUUGUCCAAUGAGCGUAACCAUGAACAGUGGCCUCAUGUUGUAUCACAAGAUGUCCUUCGUCAUGUGCAUAAUCUGAAGAGCAGUGUAUAUGUAGUUGCUGGUCAAGUAGCAGGGAAGACUCUUCUCCCCUUGCCAGUUGGAUCGGAUAAAGUCGAAGAUGUUGCAGGAGAUGCAGAGGAGAAGGAAGACACUUAUGACAGAAAUCUAGUCCAUGCCAUCGAGUCUGUGAUAAUUGAGUGGACCCAUCAGAUCAGAGAUGUGCUCAAGAGGGAUUCCGCGCAGCCACUGUUGGAGGGUCUCAAUCCGACUCCAUUUGUGGAGCUUGACUUCUGGAAAGCUAAGGCCUCAAAUUUGGAUUGCAUUUAUGACCAGCUUCGUGAUCCGAAAGUGCGCAAGAUGGCUGAACUUCUUGAGAAGACCAACAGCAGUUACUUCCCAUCCUUCAAGAACAUCUUUCGAGACGUUGUGGAAGCUUUGACCGAGGCCCAGGACAUCAACGUCCACCUCAAGCCACUCAGGGCCCACUUUGAGGACUAUGAACAAGCGGAGUUUGAUGAAUCCAAGCCCCUGAUCGACCCAAUGUUCCACACGGUCUGCCUUGUCUGGGCGAAUUCCAAGUACUAUAACACCCCAGCACGUGUUAUCAUCCUCUUGCAGGAGGUGUGCAACAUGGUUAUCAACCAGUGCCACAACUUCCUUGACCCAGCUGAGAUCUUCAAGGGUGAGGUGGAAGAGUGCCUGGAAAAGAUCCAGAAAGCUCAGGGUAUCCUCAAAAACUUCAAGGAGAGCUACCAGGUGCACAAGGACAAGCUCAAAGACUACUUCAAGGAGGGCGAGCCAAAAGAAUGGGAAUUUGCUGCUCCGUUGGUGUUUGCCAGGCUGGACAAAUUCAUGGAGAGAAUUGAGAUUGUUCAUGAGCUCUUUGACACUGCGAUGGAAUUCAUAAAGCUUGAGAAAGUGGAGUUUGGUGGCGUGAAGGGAAAGAUGCUGAGUGCCCAAGUCGUGCAAAUCUAUGACGAAUUCAACGAACUCUACAAGGUGUUUGCUGAGAAAACAUACGAUGCUCUUGACACCAAGGACGAGGAGUUCCUUGAAGACUUCAGGGCCUUCAAGGAUCAGAUCUAUGAUCUUGACCGCCGGCUUGGCACCAUCAUCUCACAGGCCUUCGAUGACUGCUGUGGUAUGGAGUCAGUUUUCAAGCUAACAGACAUUCUUGGUUCACUCCUGAAUCGUCCCCUCAUCAAGGAAAACUUUGAAGAGAAGUACCCGAUCAUUGUAUCCUUGAUGAACGCUGAACUUGACGCUGCCAAGAUCAUCUAUGAUGAGUACAUGGAGGAGGAAAAGGAACGCGGGCGAGGACGAACACACAAGAAUAUGCCCAAGGUUUCGGGCGGUCUCAGAUGGGCACAUGAGCUGAGAGAACGUAUUGGAAACCCCAUGGCAAACUUCAAGCAUAUUGAGCACCCGUGUAUGGAGGGGAAAGAAGCACUCAUUGUUUAUGAGAAGUAUGAUGAAAUGAUGGCACUCUUGUCCAAGUACGAUGGGCAGGUUUAUGAUGAAUGGACAGCCGGUGUUGAUGAGGCCUGUUCCUUCAACCUCGCACAGCCGCUAAUCACUAGAAAUGAGGAGACGAAACUAAUCACUGUCAACUUUGACCCACAGCUUGUGUCCGUGUUACGGGAGGUAAAAUACUUAGAAAUCAGAUCAACAGAAGAUAUUCCAGAGAGCGCUGCUGGAAUUUACGCCAAAAAUGACACGCUACGGCAAUAUGUUGCCAACUUAGACUUAACUGUGCAAUGGUACAACAAAGUGAGAGAAGCUGUAUUGGAGGUGGAAUUCCCUCUCAUAGAAUCACAGUUGGAAGAAAUCGACGUGAAAUUAGAACAAGCGGAGAAGUCCUUGAACUGGAAUACGGAAGGUGUUUGGGAAUACAUUCAAGAGACCAGAGACACUGUACGAGAUUUAGAACAACGCGUGCAAAAGGCUAAAGACAAUGUCGAAUCAAUUCAGAAAAUCAUGGCGACGUGGAACAAGUCGCCGCUGUUUGAGAGGAAGGAAGGGAAGAAUGAGUCUCUUCUGAAUCUUGAAGAUCGGCCUGAGCGAAUUGCAAAACGUUACGAAGAGGUCAAGAAGUGUGGAGAUCAACUUCAUGCUCUUUUACAGGAGAAUCAAGAACUCUUCAAGGCCACAGCUGACACAGACACGUGGAAGGCCUACGUCGACUACGUUGACGAGAUGGUGGUGGAAGGCUUCUUCUACAAUCUCCACUGCAGCGUCAACUUCUUGUUGGAGAACACCGAAGCCAAGUCCAUGCCAUUGUUUGAAGCUCAGCUUGAACUUCAAGUGCCAGAGAUGGUCUUCCUCCCUUCAUUAGACUAUGGCGUUGCCGAUGGUUUCUAUGAUCUCGUCGAUGGACUUGUUGGUGACAUCUACAAGCAGUCAUCUCUCAUUCCUCGACUCGCCAAGCACAGCGGACAAGAACACUAUCAGCCUGAUCUUGAGGAAAUGGAAGAUCUAUCUGACAUGCGACAAGACCUGAUGGACCGUAUCCAAAACGUCAUGAACAAAGCCUGCGAAUACAGGAACUCAUUCGACACGUAUGCGUACCUGUGGGUGGAUGACCGGAACGAGUUUAUGCGGCAGUUCUUACUCUACAACCAUGUGCUCACCGCUGAGGAAAUUGAAGCCCACGCCGACGAUGGUGUUCCCGAGUGCCCACCAACGUUGGAACAGUUCAAAGAACAGGUUGAUACUUAUGAGAAGAUCUAUGAUGAAGUCGAGCAGGUGGAGGGAACUAGUCUUUUCGAGGGUUGGUUCCGUGUCAAUGCUCGACCAUUCAAACAGGCGCUACUCAACAUCAUCAAAAGGUGGAGCUUUAUGUUCAAGCAGCAUCUCAUUGACCAUGUCACAAACAGCCUGAAUGAACUUGCAGCCUUCAUUAAAGGUGCAGACUCUGGUCUCACCAAGGAGGUGGAAGAGGGAGAUUACGAUGGUCUGGUCGGCAUUAUGGGUCAUCUAAUGGCUGUCAAAGAAAGACAGUCAACCACGGACGAAAUGUUCGAACCUCUCAAACAAACCAUUGAAUUGCUCAAGACUUAUGAACAGGAGAUGCCAGAGGAGGUCCAUUUACAGCUACAGGAAUUGCCAGAACAGUGGAAUAACACCAAGAAAAUUUCAAUCACGACAAAGCAGUCGGUAGCUCCACUACAGGCCAAUGAAGUCUCAAACAUCAGGAAGAAGUCGGCAACAUUUGAUGUCAAACAGCAUGAAUUCAGGGAGAGGUUCCGUAAGAUUGGACCAUUCUGGUAUGAAUGUGAGAAUCCCUACGAACAGUUGGAUCAUAAUCAUGACGCCAUUCAGUCUAUGGAGAAGGACAUGGCAACCCUUUUGGACUCUGCGGGUCUCUUUGAGGUGAACGUUCCUGAUUUCAAGCAGCUGAAGCAAUGUCGUAAGGAGAUCAAGAUGCUGAAAGUGUUGUGGGAUUACAUCUUCAUUGUACGGACCAGUAUCAAUGACUGGAAGACCACGCUCUGGAUGGACAUCAAUGUGGAGCAGAUGGAAAUGGACUGCAAGAAAUUUGCCAAGGAUAUCAGGGCGUUGGACAAGGAGAUGAGGGCAUGGGACGCAUACACUGGGCUUGAGAGUACCGUGAAGAACAUGCUGACAUCACUCCGAGCUGUGGCCGAGCUCCAAAAUCCGGCCAUCAGGGACAGGCAUUGGCAGCAGCUUAUGCACGCUACUGGCGUCAAAUUCACCAUGGAUGAGGACACCACACUCUCUGAUCUACUGUCGCUGAAUCUUCACGAGUAUGAAGAAGAGGUCCGUAACAUCGUGGAUAAGGCCGUGAAAGAGAUGAGCAUGGAGAAGGUCCUGAAGGAGUUGGAUGUGACAUGGUCCACGAUGGAGUUUGAGCACGAGAAACAUCCAAGAACUGGCAUCACCCUGCUCAAGGCUAGUGAAGAGGUGAUAGAGACACUUGAGGACAACCAGGUUCAACUGCAGAAUAUGCUCACCUCCAAAUACAUUGCCCACUUCUUGGAAGAGGUGACGUCGUGGCAAAAGAAGCUCUCCACAGCUGACCAGGUGAUCACCAUCUACUUUGAGGUGCAGCGCACAUGGUCUCAUUUGGAGAGUAUCUUCAUCGGGUCGGAGGAUAUCAGGAACCAACUGCCGGAAGAAUCAAAGAGAUUUGAUGGAAUUGACUCCGACUUUAAGGAACUUGUUGGAGAGGUUGAGAAGACGACCAAUGUGGUGGAGGCGACCAACAAGCCAAAGCUCUAUGAUAGGCUGGAGCACAUCCAGAAUGAUCUCGUUAUCUGUGAGAAAGCCUUGGCUGAAUACCUCGAGACCAAACGAUUGGCCUUCCCCAGGUUCUAUUUCGUCUCCUCAGUGGAUCUGUUGGAUAUUCUGUCCAAUGGAAACAACCCAGAAAAGGUUGCUCGUCACUUGACCAAGCUUUUCGACAGUAUGGCAAGACUGAAAUUCGACCAAGACAAGGAUGGUAACAACACCAAGAUGGCUCUGGCCAUGUACAGUAAGGACGGGGAGUAUGUUGACCUGGCUGCCCCAUGUGACUGCACGGGACAGGUAGAAGUCUGGCUCAAUAGGCUCCUGGAUUCCAUGAGGGACACCGUCCGUCACUACUUCACUGAGGCUGUUGUAACGUAUGAAGAGAAGCCGCGUGACCAGUGGUUGUCAGAUUACCUGGCUCAGGUGGCACUCUGUGGCACACAGAUUUGGUGGACGACUGAGGUCAACAUUGCCUUCAACAGACUGGAGGAGGGUUAUGAGAAUGCCCUAAAGGACUAUAACAAGAAGCAGAUCCAACAACUGAACACUCUCAUCACAGCUCUGCUUGGUGACCUCUCUAAGGGAGAACGACAAAAGAUUAUGACCAUCUGUACCAUUGAUGUCCAUGCUCGUGAUGUCGUCUCCAAGAUGAUCCUACACAAAGUGGACAACGCCCAGGCGUUCAUGUGGCUGGCUCAGCUCCGCCACAGAUGGGAUGAAAAUGAGAAGGAUUGCUUCGGCAACAUCUGUGACGCUCAGUUCCGGUACUCGCACGAGUACCUGGGUAAUACUCCUCGUCUCGUCAUCACGCCGUUGACUGACAGAUGCUACAUCACCUUGACGCAGUCUCUCCAUCUCAUCAUGAGCGGUGCCCCCGCUGGACCUGCUGGUACAGGCAAGACCGAGACAACCAAAGAUUUGGGACGUGCUCUUGGUAUCAUGGUAUACGUGUUCAACUGCUCUGAACAGAUGGAUUACAAGUCGGUUGGUAACAUCUACAAGGGUCUUGCCCAAGCCGGUGCCUGGGGUUGCUUUGACGAGUUCAACCGUAUUUCUGUUGAGGUGUUGUCUGUGGUCGCUGUCCAGGUGAAGAGUAUCCAAGAUGCCAUCAGAGACAAGAAGAAGCGGUUCGAUUUCUUGGGAGAAGUGAUCAACCUACAGGCAACCGUCGGUAUCUUUAUCACCAUGAACCCCGGUUAUGCUGGACGUACAGAGCUGCCAGAGAAUCUCAAAGCUCUUUUCAGACCUUGCGCUAUGGUUGUGCCUGACUUUGAACUGAUUUGCGAGAUCAUGUUGGUGGCUGAAGGUUUCAUUGAUGCCAGGCUUCUUGCCAGGAAAUUCAUCACCCUGUACACCCUGUGUAAGGAGUUGCUCUCCAAACAGGACCAUUACGAUUGGGGUCUUAGGGCCAUCAAGUCUGUACUUGUCGUGGCUGGUGCGCUCAAGAGGAGUGAUCGUGGCCGUCCAGAGGACCAAGUCUUGAUGAGAGCUCUGCGUGAUUUCAACACACCAAAGAUCGUCACAGAUGAUUUGCCCAUCUUCAUGGGUCUUAUCGGUGACCUGUUCCCGGCUCUUGAUGUACCGAGGAAGAGGGACAUGGACUUUGAAAAGGAUAUCAGAAAAGCAGCGGUUGACCUCAAACUUCAACCUGAGGACAGCUUCAUCAUCAAGAUUGUCCAGCUCAAGGAAUUGUUUGAAGUACGUCACUCCGUCUUCGUCAUUGGAAAUGCGGGUUCUGGUAAAAGUCAGGUGUGGAGGUCCUUGAUCAGGACGUACCAGAACAUGAAGGUGAAACCAACAGCUGUCGAUCUGAACCCCAAGGCUGUCACUAACGAUGAAUUGUUUGGUGUCAUCAAUCCAUCAACCAGAGAGUGGAAAGAUGGUCUUUUCUCAACCAUCAUGAGAGACAUGGCAAACAUCGGUGCCCAGGACGGACCAGGAGCUCGCUGGAUUGUCCUUGAUGGUGACAUUGAUCCUAUGUGGAUCGAGUCCCUCAACACUGUCAUGGACGACAACAAAGUGUUGACGUUGGCCAGUAACGAGCGUAUCGCCCUCACUCCAAUGAUGCGUCUGCUGUUCGAGAUCAGUCACUUGAAGACUGCUACUCCUGCUACUGUGUCCAGAGCUGGUAUCCUCUAUGUAAAUCCUUCCGAUUUGGGUUGGAAUCCGUACGUGACCAGCUGGAUUGAUACUAGGGAAGUCCAAUCCGAGAGGGCCAACCUCACCAUCCUCUUCGACAAGUACGUGCCAACUUGCUUGGAUGUCCUGCGAACACGUUUCAAGAAGAUCACACCAAUCGCUGAAGUCAGUCAGAUCCAGAUGUUGUGCAACCUGCUCGAGUGCUUGUUGACACCAGAAAACACCCCUCCUGACUGCUCGAAGGAGCUGUACGAGCUGUACUUUGCUUUCGCUUGCGUCUGGGCCUUUGGUGGUGCCAUGUUCCAGGAUCAGUUGAUCGACUACAGGGUGGAGUUCACAAAGUGGUGGAUCACUGAGUUCAAGACGAUCAAAUUCCCGCACCAGGGCACAGUGUUUGACUACUUCAUUGACGAGGAGUCAAAGAAAUUUGAACCCUGGACCAAGAGGAUUGCCAAGUUCGAACUUGAUCCAGACCUCCCAUUGCAGGCUGCUCUGGUUCACACUUCCGAGACGAUGCGAGUACGAUACUUCCUGGACAUGUUGAUCGAAAAACGUCGCCCUUGCAUGUUGGUUGGUAAUGCCGGUGUGGGCAAGACUGUCCUCCUCCAAGACAAACUGAACAGCUUAUCAGAGGACUGGAUGGUUGCAAAUGUUCCAUUCAAUUUCUACACCACAUCCGAGAUGUUACAGCGCAUCCUUGAGAAACCGUUGGAAAAGAAAGCUGGACGUAACUUUGGCCCGCCCGGAACCAAACGCCUCAUCUACUUCAUUGACGACAUGAACAUGCCAGAGGUCGAUAUGUACUUCACCGUGCAACCGCACACGUUGAUUCGUCAGCAUCUUGACUACAGCCAUUGGUUUGACAGGCAUAAGCUCUCCCUGAAGGAGAUCCACAACACGCAGUAUGUGUCUUGUAUGAAUCCCACCGCUGGUUCCUUCACCAUCAACCCAAGGUUGCAGAGACACUUUGCCGUGUUUGCAGUCAGUUUCCCUGGUAACGAUGCUCUGAAGACAAUCUACUCUAGUAUCUUGUCUCAGCACAUGGCCUUGAAUGGCUUUACAGCUCCAGUCCAGAAAUAUGCUGGCUUGUUGGUCGACGGGGCCUUAACGCUUCACACAAGAAUUACCAGCAAUUUCCUACCAACUGCCAUCAAGUUCCACUAUGUCUUCAACUUGAGGGAUCUUUCAAACAUUUUCCAGGGCAUGUUGUUUGCUGUGGCAGAUGCAGCCAAGACCCCUGCUGAUCUCAUCCGUCUGUGGAUGCAUGAGGCAGAGCGAGUCUACCGUGACAAACUGAUUGACGAAAAGGACAUGGAAACAUUUGAUAAACUCAUCAAAGAUGUCGUGAAGAAAUCCUUCGAGGACGCCGAUGAAGCCAUCGUCUUCCAGCGGCCAUUGAUGUUCUGCCACUUCGCCAAGGGCAUCGGUGAACCCAAGUACAGCCAUAUCGAAGGGAUGGAGGACCUGAACAAAAUCCUCGUCGAAGCCCUCGACAGUUAUAACGAGAUCAACGCCGCCAUGAACUUGGUGUUGUUCGUCGAUGCCAUCGAACAUAUUUGUCGAAUCAACCGUAUCUUGGAGAGCCCCCGAGGAAACGCCCUGUUAGUCGGUGUUGGCGGAAGCGGUAAACAGAGUUUGUCACGUCUCGCUGCCUCCAUCAGUAGUCUUGAGGUCUUCCAAGUCACCCUACGCAAAGGUUAUGGAAUCGCAGAUUUGAAAAUCGAUCUUGGUGGUCUGUACAUGAAGGCUGGAGUGAAGAACAUUGGUACCGUGUUCCUAAUGACAGAUGCCCAGGUUGCCGAUGAAAAGUUCUUGGUGUUGAUCAACGAUUUGUUGGCGUCUGGUGAGAUUCCCGACUUGUUCGCAGAUGAUGAGUUGGAGAAUAUCAUCGGUGGCGUGAGGAAUGAAGUCAAGGGUCAAGGUUUGGAGGACACCAGAGAGAACUGUUGGAGAUUCUUUAUCGACAGAGUCAGGAGACAACUGAAGGUUGUACUCUGCUUCUCCCCUGUUGGUAACGCCCUGCGUGUCAGAGCACGUAAGUUCCCUGCCGUCGUCAACUGUACAAGCAUUGAUUGGUUCCACGAGUGGCCAGAAGAGGCUCUGCAGUCUGUCAGCUUGAGGUUCUUGGAGGAAGUUGAACUCCUCAAUCCUGAUAUGAGGCAGUCAGUCUCCCUCUUCAUGUCCUACGUGCACAAGUCGGUCAAUGAAAUGAGCGUGGUCUACCUUCAAAACGAGAGAAGAUACAACUACACGACACCAAAGAGUUUCUUGGAACAAAUCAAACUUUAUCAGAAUCUGCUGAAAACCAAACACGAGGAACUCAUGGCAAAGAUGCAGCGUCUCGAAAACGGUUUGCAGAAGCUCCAGAGUACUGCCCAGCAGGUGGAUGAUUUGAAAUCCAAGUUGGCAUCCCAAGAAGUCGAACUUGCACAGAAGAAUGAAGAUGCGAACAAGCUGAUUUCUGUUGUGGGUGCAGAAACUGAGAAGGUGUCCAAGGAGAAGGCUAUCGCUGAUGCGGAGGAGCAGAAAGUUGCAGUGUUUGCUAAGGAGGUCUCGAAGAAACAGUCGUCUUGUGAGGAAGAUUUGGCCAAGGCUGAGCCUGCCCUGAUUGCAGCUAAGGAGGCUUUGGAUACCCUGAACAAGAAUAACUUGACUGAGUUGAAGUCUUUCGGCUCUCCGCCAGCAGCUGUAACCAAUGUUGCUGCUGGUGUGAUGUGUCUCCUCGCCCCUGGGGGGAAAAUACCCAAGGAUAGGAGCUGGAAGGCAGCAAAGGUCAUGAUGGGUAAAGUGGAUGCGUUCUUGGAUCAAUUGGUCAAUUUUGACAAAGAGAAUAUCCAUGAGAACUGCCUGAAGGCCAUACAGCCAUAUUUGGAUAACCCAGAGUUUGAGCCCGAGUUCAUCCGUGCAAAGUCUCUUGCUGCUUCUGGUCUUUGUUCAUGGGUCGUCAACAUUGUAACCUUUUACCGAGUCUACUGUGAGGUGGAACCCAAGAGAAUUGCCUUGAACACUGCCAAUAGUGAGUUGGCCACUGCCAAAGAGAAAUUACAAGGUAUCCAGAAUAAGAUUCAACAGCUUGAAGAGUCACUUGGAGUGCUGACAGCGCAAUUCGAGAAAGCCACAGCAGAGAAAGUGAAGUGUCAAGAGGAAGCUGAUCGUACUGCUAAGACCAUCGAGUUGGCUAAUCGUCUCGUUGGCGGUCUGGCGUCCGAGAAUAUUCGUUGGGCCGAAGCUGUGGAGAAUUUCAAGAUUCAGGAGAAGACCCUUCCUGGUGAUGUCUUGUUAACGACUGCAUUCGUUUCAUACGUCGGUUGUUUCACCAAGCUUUACAGGUUGGACUUGAUGAACAACAAGUGGGAGCCGUACCUACUUGGGCUGAAGAGUCCCAUCCCAAUCAGUGAGGGACUUGAUCCACUCUCCAUGUUGACAGAUGAUGCAAAGGUUGCCACAUGGAACAACGAAGGUCUACCUAGCGACAGAAUGUCAACAGAGAAUGCAACCAUAUUAACAAAUGCUGAAAGAUGGCCAUUGAUGAUUGAUCCGCAGCUCCAAGGUGUCAAGUGGAUCAAAACAAAAUAUGGUGCCGAUCUCCGUGUUGUGCGUAUCGGGCAGAAGGGCUACUUGGAUGCCAUUGAGAGGGCUGUUGCUGCAGGUGACGUGGUCUUGAUUGAAAAUAUGGAAGAAUACUUGGAUCCUGUUCUUGACCCAAUCCUCGGGCGAAACACGAUCAAGAAGGGCCGUGCCAUCAAGAUGGGAGACAAAGAGGUUGAGUACCAUGCGGACUUCCGUCUCAUACUUCACACCAAGUUGGCGAACCCUCACUACAAACCAGAGAUGCAAGCCCAGACAACUCUCAUCAACUUCACUGUCACCAGAGAUGGUCUGGAGGAUCAGUUACUUGCUGCCGUCGUAAGCAAGGAGAGGCCCGAUCUGGAGAAGCUGAAAUCUGACCUCACCAGACAGCAGAACGAGUUCAAGAUCACCCUGAAAGAGUUAGAAGAUUCCCUUCUUGCUCGUCUAUCUGCGGCUGAAGGAAACUUCCUUGGUGACUACGCCUUGGUUGAGAACCUUGAGACCACCAAACGUACUGCUGCAGAAAUUGAGGAGAAGGUAGCUGAAGCCAAGAUCACUGAAGUGAAGAUCAAUGAGGCCAGGGAGCACUAUCGAACAGCUGCUGCCAGGGCGUCCCUCCUCUACUUCAUCUUGAAUGACUUGAACAAGAUCAACCCCAUGUAUCAGUUCUCUCUCAAGGCAUUCAGCGUUGUCUUUGAGAAAGCUAUUGAGAAAGCCGAACCAUCUGAAGAGCUGAAACAGCGUGUGUUCAACCUCAUUGACUGCAUCACAUAUUCCGUCUUCAUCUACACCAGCAGAGGUCUGUUUGAGAAAGACAAGCUGAUCUUUACGUCACAGAUGACCUUCCAAGUCCUCCUCGGAAAGAAAGAGGUCAACCCGGUCGAGUUAGAUUUCUUGCUCCGCUUCCCAUCUGUGCCAAAUGUCACGAGCCCUGUUGAUUUCCUCUCCCACUUUGGCUGGGGCGGUAUCAAGAGUCUCUCCAAUAUGGACGAAUUCCGCAACUUGGAUCGAGAUAUUGAAGGCUCUGCCAAGAGGUGGAAGAAGUUUGUUGAGAGUGAGUGUCCAGAGAAGGAGAAGUUCCCACAGGAAUGGAAGAACAAGACCUCAUUGCAGAAGCUGUGCAUGAUGAGAGCAUUGCGUCCGGAUCGUAUGACAUAUGCCAUGAAGGACUUUGUUGAAGAGAAGCUCGGCAAACAGUAUGUCGAGAAUCGCAGUGUUGAAUUCACCAAGUCCUACGAAGAAUCUGGACCUGGUACCCCAAUAUUCUUCAUCCUCUCCCCUGGUGUAGAUCCCUUGAAGGAUGUCGAAGCCCUUGGAAAGAAACUCGGCUUCACCAGUGAUAAUAAGAACCUGCACAACAUUUCAUUGGGUCAAGGUCAGGAAAUCGUGGCAGAAGAGGCCAUGGAUCUUGCCGCGAAAGAGGGUCACUGGGUCGUGCUCCAGAACGUCCAUUUGGUCAAGAACUGGCUCUCAAGCCUUGAGAAGAAAAUUGAGCAGUACAGUUUGGAAAGUCAUGAAGCGUACAGGCUUUACAUCUCAGCUGAACCUGCUGGCGAUCCGACUGCUCAUAUCAUCCCUCAAGGUAUCUUGGAAUCAGCUAUCAAGAUCACCAACGAACCUCCCACUGGUAUGCACGCCAAUCUACACAAGGCCUUCGACAACUUCACCCAGGACACCCUCGAGAUGUGUGCACGUGAGGCCGAGUUUAAGAGUAUCCUCUUCUCCCUUUGCUACUUCCAUGCCGUGGUGUGUGAGCGUCGUAAAUUCGGUGCUCAAGGUUGGAACAGAGUCUACCCAUACAACACUGGUGAUUUGACCAUCAGUAUGAACGUACUCUAUAACUACCUGGAAGCCAAUGCCAAGGUGCCCUGGGAGGAUCUGAGGUAUCUGUUCGGAGAGAUUAUGUACGGUGGCCACAUCACUGAUGACUGGGACAGGCGUUUGUGCAGGACUUACCUCGAGGAAUACAUGCACCCAGAUAUGCUUGAUGGUGAAUUAUACCUUGCCCCUGGUUUCCCCGUCCCACCAAACACGGACUACAAAGGCUACCACAACUACAUCGAUGAGUGUCUCCCGCCAGAGAGUCCCUACUUGUAUGGUCUCCAUCCCAACGCUGAGAUUGAAUUCUUGACAACAACUUCUGAAACGCUGUUCAGGACCGUGUUUGAGAUGCAGCCACGUGAUGCUGGAGCGGGUGCCGGUGCUGGAGUCAGUCGGGAAGAAAAGGUGAAGCAGAUCCUGGAUGACAUCACCGAGAAACUGCCGGAGGAGUUCAACAUGUUUGAGAUCAUGAAUAAGGUGCCUGUUGAAGAGAGGACGCCCUACGUCGUGGUCGCUUUCCAGGAGGCUGAACGUAUGAACGGCCUGACCUCUGAAAUCAGGCGGUCCCUGAAGGAACUCGAUCUUGGCCUGAAGGGUGAGCUGACAAUUACUGGAGACAUGGAGAGCUUAUCCAAUUCCCUCUUCUUGGAUGUCGUCCCGGAGAGCUGGGCCAAGCGUGCCUACCCAUCCCUGUUCAGCAUGUCCAUGUGGUAUGCUGAUCUCCUCCAGAGAAACAAGGAAUUGGAAAGUUGGAUAUCUGACUUCCAGUUGCCUGCUGCUGUUUGGUUGGCUGGUUUCUUCAAUCCUCAGUCCUUCUUGACCGCUAUUAUGCAACAGAUGGCACGUAAGAAUGAAUGGCCGCUCGACAAGAUGUGUUUGUCAUGUGACGUCACCAAGAAGGUGCGUGAAGACAUGGCCGGUCCGCCGCGUGAGGGUGCAUACGUGCAUGGUCUCUUUAUGGAAGGGGCGCGAUGGGAUACCCAGACCAGCAUGAUCAACGAAGCCCGACUCAAAGAACUGGCUCCACCAAUGCCGGUCAUGUUCAUCAAAGCUAUCCCAGUUGAUCGACUGGACUUGAGAAAUAUGUAUGAGUGUCCAGUUUACAAGACCAAGCAGCGUGGUCCAACGUUCGUCUGGACCUUCAACUUGAAGACCAAGGAGAAGCCAGCUCGCUGGAUCUUGGGUGGAGUGGCUCUCCUCCUGCAAGUCUAAACACGCUUUUCACAUUGCAUGGAAUCAAAUCAUUGACUACUUCAUGCAGUUAUUUUCAUGCGAGUAGUUUAGCAUCUGCUAUUGAUAAUAUUGUAUACUUUUAAGUUCAUUUUUGAGGAUUCCCUCCAAUUUCAAACUCUUAAUGUGAUUGAGUUGAUAUUUGUACAUUUGUUACAAUAUUUUGUUGACUGUGAUAUUACUGAAGUCUGUCCAAAUGCAUCUAUGCAGAAUUCUAUUCCAUAUCCUGCUUGACCUUGUCUUGACCUUCAUUCCGUCCAUAUUGUAAAGUUACAGAUCCGAGUAAAUAAUCUCUCGUGUCUUUCUCCAAUGUUAUCAAAUCCAAGAAAUAAUUAUAUUCUAGAAAAAUUACAUGUGCCAAUUCACGGCAAAGUUCAAUUGAUAUGAGAUAUUCAUCAUAAGUUCAAUUGGUAUGAGAAAUACACUGAAGCUCUGUUGAAAUAAGAAUGUGUUUUGCACACGUGUCUUUGCUGUGUCACAUCCGUCCAUAAUUGACCUGCUGAUUAAUGCAAUACUGAAUGGUCAAGUUCCUGUUUCUAAUAUUACUGUAAAACUUUAAUAUUUGUGACAUCCUCAUUGCAUUUUUCCAUAAAUAAAACCUGUCUUGUAUGAAGUGUUUGAUGACAAAGUGCUAUAAGUUCAGCAUAAAUAUUUGUCAACUAAAUCACAUUUUCUUAGAACAUAUGUGACAAUGCUGACAGUCUCGGUAAACUUUGAUUAGGUAUGGGACUGCAUUUGACUGCUAAAGAACAUUUCAACCAGUACUACUGAAUCACUCCUUCAGUUUGUUGUUUAUAGCAUUUUGUGGUCAAUCUCUCCAUUUGUUUGAAUUUUUUGUUUAUUUUCCCCAAGUUGUCAUCAGUCCUUAACGACCGAAAUGUCCUGGGAGCUGUUGUAAGCUUUGCAGCCAGAUAUCUGCAUUUAUCUGUACAUGUAGAUGAUUUGAGAGUGGUCUAACAAGUGAUUGUGUUGACAACAUGACAUUCAUUCAAAUUCAAUGAGUUCUGCUUUAGGCACCACCAGUAUGAAUCUGGUGAACUGUUUGCACACAAGUAAUUCAAUUUGAUGAACAAUCCCUGUAUAAAAACAAAAACCAAUUGAUAAUAAUUAUGCUGAGAUAACGUGUCCUUUUGAAAAUGUUGUUAUUGUGUUUAUACACAAAUAAAAUAAUUUCUAUGUAUUUUAUAAUA
Messenger RNA from Lineus longissimus, 14828 nucleotides. Its product is annotated as dynein beta chain, ciliary-like. The record is from RefSeq and is a predicted model, not a curated record. Gene Ontology annotation, cellular component: dynein complex. Gene Ontology annotation, molecular function: ATP binding; dynein intermediate chain binding; minus-end-directed microtubule motor activity. Lineage: Eukaryota; Metazoa; Nemertea; Pilidiophora; Heteronemertea; Lineidae. The transcript is spliced from 33 exons. Bases 211 to 13620 code for a protein of 4469 amino acids. Gene Ontology annotation, biological process: microtubule-based movement.